Messenger RNA from Nycticebus coucang (slow loris), 473 nucleotides. Its product is annotated as theta defensin subunit D-like. Bases 86 to 358 code for a protein of 90 amino acids. Lineage: Eukaryota; Metazoa; Chordata; Mammalia; Primates; Lorisidae. Gene Ontology annotation, biological process: innate immune response in mucosa; defense response to Gram-negative bacterium; cellular response to lipopolysaccharide. The transcript is spliced from 3 exons. Gene Ontology annotation, cellular component: extracellular matrix. The record is from RefSeq and is a predicted model, not a curated record.
GCAGUGGCUUCAAGAGCCUUGGGACAGAGACUGCUGUCUGCCCUCUCCACUCACGCUGACCAGCCUAAGGACCUGUGACCCCAGCAUGAGGACCCUUGGCCUCCUCACUGCCCUUCUCCUGGUGGCCCUCCAGGCCCAGGCUUGGCCCCUGCAAGAAGAAGCUGAGGAAGCUUUAGAACAGGAGCAGCCUGGGCCACAGGAUGAGGGUUUGGACAUUUCUAUCACAGUGCAUGAAAACUUCGUCCUUCAAGAUCCAGUCCCAGCAAGGAGAAUGGCAUGCCAGUGCCGACCAUUCUGCUUUCCGGGGGAGAGAGGCGGUGGCCGCUGUCUCCGAAUCUUCACAUUAUGCUGCCGCUGAGACUGCGUGGUAGAGACGGCAGACACAGUCUGCUGGGAGAGCUGAAGGGCCCAGCUCACACUCCUACACCUGGUCCUCAAUUUGCUUUCCCAACCCCAAAUACAGUAUUUGUUGC